Cyphellophora attinorum is the source of this 1800-nucleotide messenger RNA. RefSeq names its product Acetamidase regulatory protein. Gene Ontology annotation, molecular function: DNA binding; zinc ion binding. Gene Ontology annotation, biological process: DNA-templated transcription. Lineage: Eukaryota; Fungi; Ascomycota; Eurotiomycetes; Chaetothyriales; Cyphellophoraceae. The record is from RefSeq and is a predicted model, not a curated record. The transcript is spliced from 3 exons. Bases 1 to 1800 code for a protein of 599 amino acids.
AUGCCGAGCCGGGCGGAAGAGGUCGUGAGAGCCGAGUCCGAAUCGGGCGAACUCUUUGACGAUGUCGCGUCUGUGAACGCACAAACAGCGCUCACGCGCUUCUAUCAUGAUAGUAUCAAUGCGUCAAGCUGGACGAUCUUUGACGAAAAUUCGAAUGUCCGCAUCGCUUACAUCGGGGCACCUGUGUCAAACCUCGCUGCACUUGUUGGGGAGGAGAGAACCACGGCGGGGUAUUUGUCGAAAGCCCUACACUACCCAUUUCCCUCCACCAAAGCACCGCUGCCAUGGAAACCACCAAAGACCAUGCCAUUACUGAAAUGGUACUCAUCUGGACUGGCAGACGACAUUUCCGCCCUGCCUUCGAAAGAGUUGCGCGACGAUAUGAUUGAUGCCUUCUUUCGCGACGUCCAUCCAGGCUUUCCUGUCCUGGAAGCAGCGCAGUUCAUGGCUCAGUACCGAGAUGCAACCAAUCCGCCUCCUUUACUACUCUAUCAAGCCGUGCUGCUCGUAGGCGCACAUGUCUCCAAGCAUCCUGUGGUUUCAAAGUCAAGAUCGCUCAUCAAAAUGGCGCUGUUCCGCCGAGCCAAGGCUCUGUUUGAUCUGCACUACGAAAACAACCGGAUGCAUCUGGUCCAAGCAGCGCUACUUUUCACUUGGCACUUCGAGAGCUCGGACGAUGUCAGCUCCAACGCCUACUACUGGGUUGGAAUCGCUUGCCGUAUCGCCUUUGGCUUGGGCAUGCAUCGAGAUCUUUCGUCUUCAGCAGUCAGUAACAUGCCGUUGAACGACCCCCUACAUCAUGGCCGGCCUUUGAGUAUCCAUCUGGACGACUGUGAUCAACCACCACUGACUAUGGAUGAUUUCUGCGAGAAAGAUCAGCCACCUGCGGAUGAAGCUGGCGUGCACUAUUGCAUACAAAGUGUCGCCCUUUGCAUAAUUAUUGCUUCACUGAUGAGUUCCACAUCUCCUGCAGCUUUUCGCCGAUACAAAGCAGAACCUCCAUCGUUUGCCUCAACACUGGCUUCCCUUGGCUCCAAGCUUGCAGCGUGGUAUCUGGAUGUCUCUCCAGCUAUUUCGACAACAAGUCCGCAACCCCAGUUCUGGUCACUUCAACUACAACUUCACUACAAUAUGGCUCUACUAUACCUGCAUCGACUCCCGGGCUCGGCUGGAGUCCAAAUUGACGCUGCCCAGGAGCGUGCUUCCUCCGAAGCGAGCCAAAAUGCCGCCAGUGCCAUUGUGACAACCUUCAAGGACAUAAUGGAAAAUGGGGCCGCUAAGCAGUGCUGGUUCACGGCAUCGCCGACACUGCUAGCAGCUGCGAUCCAGACGAGUCGGGAAGCAAGAGUUGCAGUCAAGUCCAAUAUGUUGGUACUCGCCACGCAGGCUCAAGCCCAACUCGAGCGUCUAUUGCCAUUGAUUCGAUCAGUCUCAGAAUACUGGGGAGGCGCGGAUGCCGUGCUACAUUUGUACAAAGGGUUGUCCGAUGAGCUUAAACAACAGCUUCGGUCUGCGCUACUUCCACAGGCGCAGCUCCAGCCAAUCGAAAGCGCACCCGAGAAUCUUUCCUUUUGCAGGAGCUUUGAUGCCUGUGAUGCGGUCUCUGCUGGGCCUGAGUAUACCCCGACGUAUUCGAGUCACCUUGGAGACCAGUGGAGAUCUCUAUUCGGCGCGGGCGAACCUGGCGAGUUCAUUGAUGCGAAUCUCGCCGACAUUGAAGGGUGGUUCACGCCUCCGUCAAGCCGCUCAUUUCCAAACGGGUCCAUGCUUGAGCCUCGUUCCUUGCGCACCCAUGAGUAG